AACACUGGCAACACUGUUAGUACUGUUUGAAUAUUUUCUUUGAAAAUAUAUGUAAUGUCGUUAUGAUAUAGAUUUCAUAUUUCAUUGUUGAGUAAACGUUAUUGUAAUAAGUAAUGGAUGAGUCUGCAGAAUACGUGAAUUAUUGUUUAAUAAAUAAUUUAAUUCUACUCAGGAAGGAAGUUCCAAGUAAAAUAACUGACAUCUAUCGCCGUAUGACAGUACACUUAUUGAAAAACCUGAAAAGUGUAAAUGUUCAGUUGGAAAACGAGGAACUACAUUGUGAAAUUCCUGACAAUUUAUUGAAAGAAAUGAACACUGCAUACUAUGAUGCCCAACUAUAUGAACAAAGCCGCAUGCUUAAUACUCUCAUGAAGAUGAAGAACAACCCAACUUCAAAAAUAAUUGAUGAAAUCUGAGGAAAUGAGUUUUAAACAUUCAAGAGUUGUUCAAAAUUGACCGACCUCUCCUCCAUCAGAAGAUUGGUGUCCAGUUUGAAUAUUAUUGAACUAUCUGAUAUAUUUACCAUCUCAGUCAUAAAUCAUCAAUAUUGUGAAUUGUCUUAUUUAUAUUGACUUGAAAUGAGAAUGUUACUAGUUUUUCUUUCAUAUCACUUGAAAAUUACUUAAAACUGUCAAAUAUACAAAAUUAGCUGUUUUCCUCAUUUUCUAUUAGUUAUAAUUUUUUUGAAGACCCAGAAGAUGGCCUGCCAUUUAUGGCUUUUUCAUUAAUUGAAAUCAAGCAACUAUUGAAACAGAAAGAAAACUGAAAGGAACAACUUAUAUAUUCUUGAAUGUCUAUCUGAAAUUCAUUCAAAGAAUAUUUCUGGAUAUUCAGUAAUUUCCUUUCAUAUUUUAAAAAGUUUUUUCGGUUUUGGCAUGCCAAAAAAACUCUUUUGAGAACCUUCACAAAUAACAUUUAGAUAAUAGUCCUGUCACACAGUAGUUUUAAUUUUCAUUGUCGGUAGAGAACGAACUUUGUUUUCAUAUUCUUUUUUUGAUUCAAUAAAUAUGUUCAAUGCAAGAACAGAUCACUAAUCUUAAAAGAUUGGCACAUGACACUGUCUACUAUUCACACAACUAUUCUAUGUUGUGUUGCCGUGAAGAAAUCUGUUUUUGUGUGCAGUAACAAAUUAGGAUGAGGAUUGAAAGUUUAAAUUAUUAUAUCGAUAAUCUCAAUUAAUAAUGUACUGGGUUUGAACUUUUUUGUAUUUUGCAUACAUGUAAGAAACCUACCUAAUUUGUGAACAAUAAAAACAUUUAACGGUG
This is a messenger RNA of Leptinotarsa decemlineata (Colorado potato beetle), 1265 nucleotides long. RefSeq lists its product as uncharacterized. The record is from RefSeq and is a predicted model, not a curated record. Lineage: Eukaryota; Metazoa; Arthropoda; Insecta; Coleoptera; Chrysomelidae.